GGAGCAGCAGCCAUGAGCCAGGCAACCGCCGCCUCUCUUUCAGCAGCACAAGUAGCCGCCGCGUCCGCUCCCGCCUCCCGCGGGGCUCCCCAGCAGCCGUCCGCCGCCGCCGCCGCCGCCGCCGCCCGCGUCUCUCCCAGCUCGGCGGGACCAUGAAGCGGCAAAACGUCCGGACUCUGGCCCUGAUCAUCUGCACCUUCACUUACCUGCUGGUGGGCGCCGCCGUCUUCGACGCCCUGGAGUCCGAGGCGGAGACGGCCGACCGGACUAAGCUGGAGCAGAAGCAGCUGGAGCUCAAGAGCAAGUACAACCUCUCCGAGGCCAACUACUGUGAGCUGGAAGGGGUGGUGCUGAAGCUGAAGCCCCACAAGGCCGGCGUCCAGUGGAAGUUCGCCGGCUCCUUUUACUUCGCCAUCACCGUCAUCACUACCAUAGGCUAUGGACAUGCAGCCCCUAGCACUGAUGGUGGGAAAGUCUUUUGUAUGUUCUAUGCGCUGCUGGGAAUCCCACUCACCCUGGUCAUGUUUCAGAGUCUGGGCGAGAGGAUCAACACUUUUGUGAGGUACCUCCUGCACCGCAUCAAGAAGUGCCUUGGCAUGAGACGGCCAGAAGUAUCGAUGGCCAAUAUGGUCACCAUUGGAUUCUUCUCCUGCAUCAGCACCCUUUGCAUUGGGGCUGCUGCAUUCUCCUACUAUGAGAAUUGGACCUUCUUCCAGGCCUACUACUACUGCUUUAUCACCCUCACCACCAUUGGUUUUGGAGAUUAUGUGGCCCUUCAGAAAGAACAUGCCCUCCAGACCAAGCCCCAAUAUGUGGCCUUCAGCUUUAUCUACAUUUUAACUGGGCUGACAGUCAUUGGGGCCUUUCUCAACUUGGUGGUGCUCCGGUUCAUGACUAUGAAUGCUGAGGAUGAAAAGCGGGAUGCGGAACACCGGGCGCUGCUCACCCGCAAUGGACAGGCCAGCAGUGUACAUACUACAGACACUACGGCAUCCUCAACCGCUGCUGCAUUAGGGGGCAUAGGGGGUGGUGGAAGCAGCAGCGGUAGAGGAGGACUCCGAAAUGUUUAUGCUGAAGUUCUCCACUUCCAGUCCAUGUGCUCCUGCCUCUGGUAUAAGAGCCGGGAGAAGCUGCAGUACUCUAUCCCCAUGAUAAUCCCCAGAGACCUCUCCACCUCUGAUACCUGCAUGGAACAGAGCCAGUCCUCCCCCGGGCAUUACCCAGAGACUCCAUCCAACAGAUGCUUCUGCAACACUCAGCGUUCAGCCAUCAGCUCUGUUUCCACAGGACUUCAUAGCCUCUCGGCCUUCCAAGGACUUAUGAAGCGGCGAAGUUCUGUGUAAAGACUAGGAGCCCUUUUACAAACUCUCCUUUACUACUGAAAAAAAAAAAAAAAGAAAAGAAAAAGGCAGGCAUGAAAACCCAGGUGGAGAUAAAUGGCAAUGAUACAACUUAGAAUUUAUAAAAAAAUAAUUUAACCAUAAGAAGGAAGGAAGAGCAUGCGCCUAAGGGAGUGCGCAAUAAACUGAUGGAUCAAGCAGCGGGUUGGUUAUGAGGGGCAAUCUCCUAGGGAAACUGAACCGCCAGAGUCUCUAGAUCAAGAUCUAGUAGUGGAUUCUGUUAAGUUCUUCUGAUGAUCGAAGAAGGGAGAAAUUCAAGCUGUCCUUCCAAAGGUCUGGCAACACUAAGUUGUCUCUUCUCCCCAAGAAGGAGGCUUGGCACUCCUGUUGCUGGUGGAAAUUUUAAACUUGUUUUGCAGCAACUCCACAAAAUGUGAAACUUGAAAAUAAGGCUUUGUGCCCUUGUAAAAGUGUGUAGAACAGGGUGAGGUGGCUCUCAAAUUGAGCAUACAAUCUUAAUUUGUGCCAAGGACUGAUGGAACGACCUUACAUUCCCCCCCACCCCACCCCCACAGGCCAGUCCAAUAAAGUGGGGUGAAAAGAGAGGAAAUGAUGUUAAGUACAGGUUUUUCCCUCCCUCUCCGUUUAUUUUAUUCCAUCCAUUUCAAAGGGAAAGGAGGGGUCUCCUUGCUUGCUUACCAUUGAAGGGCCUUCCAUAAAGGGGAAAACCUUUAUGUAGGAGAAGUUAGAAAUCUUAUAGAGGAUGAAGAACCUGUUCCUGAUUAGUUAAUACAUAAAAAAGAUCAAUUACAAAUGGCAUGGGUAUGGACACACAGAGUGGCUUUUGCUACAUGGUUUGGGUCAAAUAUCAGCAAAAGCGGCUUCUUAUUCAUUAUAUCCCAUUCACAAGUGACAUUUAUUACUCUACCACUCUCCAGAGUACAGCACUGUGCAAAGCAGUAUCCCAUUUGUAUUUCUGUGUUCAUGUGUACACAACAAAGCCCGUAUGCUCUUUUGCAAAGCUUUCACAUGUGCAAAUCCACUCUCAAAAUCUUGCCCAACUUCCCUUUUCUUACUAUCCCUAAAUCUCACUGAAUAGAUUUCAAAAAUGUCUUCUAUAUUUCCCCCUUUCUAGACCUUUCCCCCAUUCUCAUAGGCUCCCAGGAAGGAAUGCCAUUACAGUAUACUUUCCCCCCUCAAAUCCACCAUUUUUGAGUAUGUGAAAUAUUUAACUUCUUCACAAAUGUGACAAGGUUGUAGCUCUAGCACUGUCUUGGCUAAGACAUCUUUAUGCUAUGGUGCAGCAAGAGUCUGAUGCGAUGUGAAGGCAGAGCCUACUCAAAUCUCAUCAUUUCUCUAUAACCCAAAUUUCUAUUCUCCUAGGAUGUGCUAUGUCCUCUAAAAGUUACUGCAUUUCUACAAAUCAGAUGAGGGGUGUGUAUCGUGGGCCUCACUGCACCGAAGGGACACAAUCCCAGUUUGCUAACCUGGAUGUUUUAUAGCUAAUCUGGGAGGAUUGAUUUAAUUGGAAACCAACCAUUCAGUCUUGACUUUAACCAUUCAUUAUGACUUUAAAAAUAAUCCACAUGUUUGCUCAUAGGCUAGGCCAGUAUUUCUGUCAUUGAUUGUACAAGGCAAAACAUAUGAGGACAUGAUGGAAUUGUUCACUGGACUUCUUCAGCCUAGCAUGCAAUUGCAUCUUUGAAUCCAUAAUGAAACAAUGCACAGAGAAAGAUUAUUAUGGGAAAGAUAAGGUUUAAAUUCUUCUCCAGUGCUCUCUUUCUAGUGUUUGACCCCAUUUGAAGAAUACUUCAACUGCUGAUUGAAAUAUGUAAUCCAGCCUCAUCCCCCCCUCCCCCCUCUCAGUUUGUUGCUUUAUGUCUUGAGGGCAUCAGGCUAAGGAAAGCUAGUAGGAUUCAUUAAAGAAAUCCAAUAUGCUUUUCACCUCCUGAUGCAAUUCUUAGUUCAUAACCUGGGGAAAUUGCUUAAGCAGAGAUUUCAAGAUCUAAAAUUAGUGAAUGAAUUUUGCUACUCUCACGAGCUGGCUAUUUUUCCUAUGAUAGGGAACACGUUCUGUGAUUCCUCUCAUAUUUCUUCAAGUCCUAGGUCAUCCCCUCUAAAACAGCUCUAAGGCAUCUUUAGAUGGUCACAGUGAUUGGAGAUGGGCUCAAAAAAUACUCUAAUGAGAGCCAUAACUAAAUAUUUGUAUUAAUUGGAUUCUUUCCAGCAGAGCCCCAAGAAUAUACAAUAGGAUCUUCAAAGCAAGGAUACUGUCCCCAUGAC
This is a messenger RNA of Pantherophis guttatus, 3623 nucleotides long. RefSeq names its product potassium two pore domain channel subfamily K member 3 (gene KCNK3). The record is from RefSeq and is a predicted model, not a curated record. Gene Ontology annotation, cellular component: plasma membrane. Gene Ontology annotation, biological process: stabilization of membrane potential; potassium ion transmembrane transport. NCBI's taxonomy places the organism in Eukaryota, Metazoa, Chordata, Lepidosauria, Squamata, Colubridae. Gene Ontology annotation, molecular function: outward rectifier potassium channel activity; potassium ion leak channel activity; open rectifier potassium channel activity.